Molecule: messenger RNA, 1725 nt
Organism: Bacidia gigantensis
Lineage: Eukaryota; Fungi; Ascomycota; Lecanoromycetes; Lecanorales; Ramalinaceae
Exons: 2
Coding region: 1-1725 (574 amino acids)
Source: RefSeq, a predicted model, not a curated record
AUGGAAUACUCUCCAUCCAAAAGGCGUAAAACCUCACCCGGUACCGCUAUCCAAGUCACCGCGUCAAAUACGAACAAUGGCAUUGUUCGAAAUGGCUCCCGACACUCCGCACAACGAUCAUCGUACAUGUCACCAACGAAAGCAAGUCUUGCGCGUUUCAACCCAAGCUUAUUACAGCGAUCUGGCUCUGCCGAACCUCACAGAGCGGCGAGUCAGCAGAGAACUUCACGAAGAGCGAGGACUGAAGACCGCGCCCUCGAAAUCGCUCAGGAAGAUCUGAGCAAACCCCGAACCUCCGGCAAGUCACGGCCGGAGAACAAAACCAACGGCUCGCUUAAUCAUACAGAUGAACUUGUAGCCUUAAAUCUGAAUGCUACUCCUUCAAAGCUCCCUGGUACAAUAGGGGCGGACGGCACUAAACGCAUGCAAGAGCUCAGCAUAGCAAUGGAAACGCCUACAGCCAGGCACGGAAAGAAUGUUGAUCGAGCGAAAGAGUGGAAUGAUGACGAUGAACCAAGUCUACCAUCUACCCCUUCCCAGCUGGGUUUGGAAGCUCCUCUGGAAAAGCCAAGAGGAUUGCUUUUUCAUAGCCCAAGUCGAAGAAGUAGUCGCCGAGAUCGGGCUCAGAUCAAAUCUUCACCCUUGAAAGAGCACGCAUCUGCAGAACGCGUCCUUCUCUUGUUAGGACCACGUGUUCCAUUAAAAAAUGCCCCCAAGUACGCUGCAGAUAUGCCUCCCACAGAGACCGGAGAUCAUGGCCAAUCUCUAAACCUUCUUCGAACAAGAUUGAAGCUGUUGCAGGACGAGCUUACCAGCGGCACCUUUCUGUCUGGCUGUCUCACACCAGAUUCAACAGGGCGCAAGAAGCUGGCAAAGCAAAGAAGGGCUGUGGCACAGGAUGCCCGAGAGAUCAAGCGCCUACGAAAUCUGAGGAGUCGAGACGAUGAGGGACUUGAUGGAAUCGAGUCUCCCUUGAAUCACGUUUCAAGAUCCGGGACGGAAUCCAUCAACCGCCGGCUAAUUCAGUGCCUGCCUUUCUCACGCCCUCGUCUCCUCGCGGCUGGCGUGUCCCGUAAUAAUUCAACUAGGGAUGAGACACACGAAGAAGUCUCCCUGGCUAUCAAGAUUCUGUCUUCCGAAGUAAACCUCUCAGCCUCGUCUGACAUAAUCAUUGAGCAGCGUGUGGUAGUCUCAUCGCCGAACAAGCAGAAGAUUGCCGAAAUAGCGUUGUCAAUAGAGCCAAUCUCUCAAACGAUAGCACAGAUGCCAGACACGCAGCUAGUAUCCUGGGCGGAGAAGGAGCUGCUUCCCUGGUUUUCUAACGUGACAUCCGAAAAAACAUUGAUGAACACAAGCACUGCUAUAAUUAGUUACGUAAAAAUAGCAACAAUGAGAAAAGCUUGCUGGUCUCGGUGCAAAAUGGAUUUCGUCCAACUGCUUGGAGCAACUUCCAUAUCGGAACCUCAGGCCUCGGACUUCGGCUUACGAUCGAUCCAAUUCUCAGCAUCGUCAGUCAAACUAAAAGUAGACUGGCACGUCUCGGUCAACAGUGCGGGCGAGGCCGAAAGCGAUAUUGCUUUGAAACCAACAUUUCCUCCCUAUUGGCACCACUUGGACAUCCGACAUGACUUGGCUCACGUUGAAAAAGCCUUUGCAGAGCUCUUUCAAGCCAAAGGCAUUACUUAUGCGAUCAAUGAUCUUGUUGCCAUCCUCUUUCCACCUUAG